AAAAAAUGACGCCUCAGAUAAUAAUAUCAACAUGCCAAUACGUGCAGGCGGUAGCCACCUGAUCUACCUAGACCAUAAUGCCACAACUCCUGUGGCAAAGGAAGUCGUGGAGGCGCUAGUCCCGUGCCUCGAGACGAACUUUGGCAACCCUUCGUCAUCGCACGAACUCGGUCGCCGGGCCAAGGCAGCGCUAGACGCUGCGCGUGCGCAAGUUGGGUCUCUCGUCGGCGCACCGGCCUCUUCGAUCCUUUUCCUGUCGGGAGGCACCGAGUCCAUCAAUUACGUGCUCAAGGGACUGGUGUCGUCCAAGCCACACCAACGGCACAUCGUCACGUCGGUCGUGGAGCACGUCGCGGUGCUGGCCACCUGUCGAUUUCUCGAGGAAGCGCAUGGGUUCGAGGUCACCUACGUCCCUGUGGACGCCGAAGGACUCGUGUCGGUCGCCGCCGUCGCCGCCGCCGUCCGCGCGUCCACGUGCCUCGUGACCAUCAUGCACGCCAACAACGAAGUCGGGUCCAUCCAGCCCCUUGCCGCCAUUUCCGCGGCUGUCCGCGCGCAGCACUCCGCUUUGUGUACCACAGGCGACAACGGCCACCUUCAGUACGAUCCCAUCUUGAUCCACUCAGACGCAAGCCAAUCCGUGGGGAAAUUUCCCGUGCUUGUCGAUGUCUUGGGCGUCGACUUCCUCACGAUCGCCGGCCACAAGGUGUACGCCCCAAAAGGCGUCGGCGCAUUGUACAUUCGACCAGGCACUCGCGCGUUGGUCAAGUUCAUGCAUGGCGCUGCCCACGAACAGAAUCUUCGCGCGGGAACUGAAAAUAUUCCGUUCGCCGUGGCGCUGGGAACGGCGUGUGAGUUGGCCCAACACAGUCUUGCCACCGGAUUAUCCCAGUCGUUGCUGUCACUUCGCCGGCAACUUUUGACCUCGUUGACGUCGUUGCUGGCAACUGUCCCUGUCAAGGUGAACGGUCCCGCCGACGUGACCAAGUUACUGCCAAACACCCUCAGCAUCAGCUUCCAAGGUGUGUCUGCCAACGAAUUGCUGCACAUGAUUGAAGACCGCGUGGCCGCGAGCGCCGGGUCGGCCUGCCAUAGCCACGCCACAACAGUGUCACAUGUCCUGGAAGCGAUGCAAGUGCCGGUGGAAUUCGCUCUCGGCACGUUGCGCCUUACUGUGGGAAAGGACACAACGCCCGAGGACGUCGAGUGCGCGGCGGUUGUGAUUGCGCAAGGCGUCCAGACGUUGAGGCAGCGUUAGGCAACUUGAAUAACAUAUUGGAUGGAGGACGUACUACAAAUCCGACCAGUAAUUAUAGCCGCACCUGAAAUUGUU
Messenger RNA from Aphanomyces astaci, 1333 nucleotides. RefSeq lists its product as hypothetical. The record is from RefSeq and is a predicted model, not a curated record. Gene Ontology annotation, molecular function: cysteine desulfurase activity. Gene Ontology annotation, cellular component: cytosol; mitochondrion. The transcript is spliced from 3 exons. Gene Ontology annotation, biological process: iron-sulfur cluster assembly. The coding region runs from base 32 to 1258 and encodes 408 amino acids. Lineage: Eukaryota; Oomycota; Saprolegniomycetes; Saprolegniales; Verrucalvaceae.